AUGUCUCAAGAUCAAACUUGCUUAGAUUACUUUAAAAAUACCAAGGAUUGGAGUUUGUCGAGUUUUAUAGUAUUCCAAAUAGAAAAGGGACAAGAUAAAUGCACCACCAACUCUAAGUACAAAAGAUUGUUGAAACAUUUUCUCACAUUUGGAAACAGCGUUGAGAAAAAAAGGGCAAAAAAAUUCAUGGAAAUAUUUGAAGAAAUAAAAAAGAUUCACCAAACAAUCUCACCUAAAACAAACCAAGUCCUGGUCAACAUUCGAAAAGAAGGUUCAAAAAGUAUCAACAAGGGCAGUUUAAAUAGUUUUGAUAAUGAAAAACCAACUGAUGAACACCAAGAAGAGCAAUUCAAUUUUACUCAAUUAGAUUUUGGUGCCAUUCUAAACAAAAUUCCAAAAUUCGGUUCUAAUUAUCUACGGGAUUUACAAGAUAUCAACAAUGAUUUAGUUUCCAUAUAUGAAAAGUCGGAAAAAUGGUAA
Messenger RNA from Entrophospora sp. SA101, 480 nucleotides. The record is from the annotation of a GenBank genome assembly. NCBI's taxonomy places the organism in Eukaryota, Fungi, Glomeromycota, Glomeromycetes, Entrophosporales, Entrophosporaceae.